AUGUGUGAGCUGUUUGUGGGACAAUUGAGGGCUUCCGUUACUUAUGCCCCACCUGCCAACACUCUAGCUAAUAUUAAGCAAAAGGAACACGAGACAUUAAGAGAGUAUUUCAAACGCUUCAACUCAGAGGUACCCCGAGUUAGGCCAACAUCAAAGAAAACCCUGAAGAAUUUCUUGAUAGCGGGGGUAAGGCUUGGAACAGACUUCUGGAAGGAGUUGCAAGGGCGGGAGCCCGAAACCCUGGCUGACUUCUUUGCUAGGGCAGAACCCCAUAAAGUGAUUGAGGAAUCUCUAGCUAAGUUGAAGAAGGAGUCGAAGUCUGAAAGCUGUAGUAGCUGGAAAAACAAGAGAGACAGGUCUUACAGCCCAGAUAGGAGGAACACCUAUAAGAGAAACCCUUAUAUAAGGCCUGCUGGUGAGAAAUCCUCGAGCCAGGACGGCAAAACCUCACCCAUUAUUAUGAAUACAACCAGCUCACAGGGCUUCGACAAGUCAAGGCUAACGAUGAGGAAGACAAGAGAGGCAAGGUACCAUGAAUACACGCCUCUGACAGCUCCCAUAGAUCAUAUUUUCGAGGUUGGAGACAAGGCGAGACUCUUCCGGAAGCCCUUUCGAAAUGGACCCCCUGAAAAGAAAGACCAGGGGAAAUAUUGUGCUUUCCACGACUUAAACGGGCAUGACACGAUAGAAUGUGUGCAUCUCAAGGACCACAUAGAGGACCUAAUCAGAACCGGGCACCUGACCGAAUUUGUAGCCCAAGAGGCUAAAAAGUAUAAGGAAAAGAAAGCUGAAAGGACAAGUAACCAGGAAGCCAACCGUAGCACUCGGGCUGGAAAUGUCUGA
Molecule: messenger RNA, 843 nt
Organism: Daucus carota subsp. sativus
Lineage: Eukaryota; Viridiplantae; Streptophyta; Magnoliopsida; Apiales; Apiaceae
Exons: 1
Coding region: 1-843 (280 amino acids)
Source: RefSeq, a predicted model, not a curated record